AUGCCUCUCAAAAUUAAUUAUGGACCCAUCGUAGCCCUCGGCCGAGCCAAAGCUCAAAUACGGGCAAGGCUAGCCAAAAUGGAUGGACAAAAGCUGGAGGCUCACACAGUAUUGCCUGCAAAGUAUGCCUGUGGGCCACACGGACUCGGCGAUCCAGCCGACAGAAGCCUACGCAGGGUUGAAAAGGAAGUGAUGAUCCCAAUGAAAUUACGUGAUAGAGCCAAAGCUGAGAAAUGCAUCCCCCAAGUCCAGGAUUUCACCAAGUGCUGCAAGGAUGCUGGCAUAGCCAUGGUGCUCAAGUGUCGCAAAGAGAAUGCUGCUCUCAAAGAAUGCCUGACCCAAUGGUAUCGAGACCCCGAAUUCAUUGCAGAAUGCACCAAUCAAUACCUCGAGGAACGGAGUGAAUACCGACGCACUGGGAUCCCUUUGAGGGAGCAAAAGCGGAAGGAAACCACUUCUUUUUGA
Molecule: messenger RNA, 465 nt
Organism: Darwinula stevensoni
Lineage: Eukaryota; Metazoa; Arthropoda; Ostracoda; Podocopida; Darwinulidae
Source: the annotation of a GenBank genome assembly